AUGCUUUUCUUUCAGCGUACUUUGUUGGUGCGCCGUUUUCAUUUUAGACUGACUUUCCGCGGCCUUUCGCCGUGCUAUACGUUUUUCCUGGACACCGGCUGCGUGUUAAGUGCGACCGGACCAAGGUUUCGGACAGUUGCUAACAAUCAAACCACCGUCAGGUUCAUUAAUCAAAUGGCGCUGCCAAGUCGGGCGCGAGUUUAUGCUGAUGUAAAUUCUCACAAACCCAGAGAAUACUGGGACUAUGAAUCUUACACUGUUGAAUGGGGGCAACAAGAUGACUAUCAAUUGGUACGAAAACUUGGUAGAGGUAAAUACAGUGAAGUAUUCGAAGCAAUUGAUGUAACGAAUAGUGAAAAAUGUGUUGUGAAAAUAUUAAAGCCCGUAAAAAAAAAGAAAAUCAAAAGAGAAAUAAAAAUUCUUGAAAAUUUGAGGGGUGGCACCAAUAUUAUAUCGCUGCAAGCAGUGGUUAAAGACCCUGUAUCCCGUACACCUGCUCUUAUAUUUGAGCAUGUUAACAAUAUGGACUUUAAACAACUCUACCAGACGUUGAAUGACUAUGAUAUUAGAUUUUAUCUCUAUGAGUUGCUCAAGGCAUUGGACUAUUGCCAUAGUAUGGGCAUCAUGCAUCGUGAUGUAAAGCCACACAAUGUUAUGAUCGACCAUGAAAACAGAAAAUUGCGGUUAAUUGAUUGGGGUUUAGCAGAGUUCUAUCAUCCUGGCCAAGAAUACAAUGUGCGUGUUGCCUCCAGAUAUUUCAAGGGUCCAGAGUUACUCGCUGAUUAUCAGAUGUAUGAUUACUCAUUAGACAUGUGGUCACUGGGCUGCAUGUUGGCCAGCAUGAUAUUCAGAAAAGAGCCAUUCUUCCAUGGACAUGACAAUUACGAUCAACUUGUGCGUAUUGCUAAGGUUCUAGGAACAGAAGAACUAUUUGAAUAUUUAGACAAGUAUCACGUUGAAUUGGAUCCAAGAUUUUCUGAUAUUUUAGGAAGGCAUUCAAGAAAACGGUGGGAGCGUUUUGUGCAUAGUGAAAAUCAACACCUUGUAACACCAGAAGCUUUAGAUUUCUUAGAUAAACUUUUGCGUUAUGAUCAUUUUGAACGGUUGACUGCUAGAGAAGCAAUGGAUCAUCCAUAUUUUUAUCCAGUAGUAAAAGAGCAGUCUCGAAUUAAUUUGGGCACAUCGUCUGUAUCUCCAACACCAAUUACAGCAGGUGGGAAUGGAAUAACUUCUCCAAAUGCUGUUGGCGUUCUACAGUGA
Molecule: messenger RNA, 1260 nt
Organism: Macrosiphum euphorbiae (potato aphid)
Lineage: Eukaryota; Metazoa; Arthropoda; Insecta; Hemiptera; Aphididae
Source: the annotation of a GenBank genome assembly